AUGACGAUAAUCCAGAAAUCAACUCGCAGAAAGCGGAAUAAGAUGAUCAACAAUCGUUUUCGCUGGAUGUGUCAGAGGAGCAACAAAAGCAAGCAGUUGAUUUUCCGAAAGUACAGGUUGGAGCUGUUGCAUCACAGUCGGAGAGGCACAAGGAGGUCAAAUUAUAUCUUACCUUUGGUUCGCUUCCAGAAGCAGUAUGAUAAAGUAUCAAGCAAGCAACCAAUCCUGAAGAAGAUCAGUCCAAAGGAAGAACAAGUUAGAGUUCAGUCCAUGAGCAAGAGAAGCAAUUUCUUAUCUCUUUCAAUAAGCAAUGCAAAAGUGCCUUGUCAAUCUCGGAUUGAUAAAAGAAAACCAGAAGCUACAGCACCUUUGGCUCGCUUGAAGGAUAAAGCAAGAAGGAUGGUGAAUAAACAUUGGGAAUUUCCGAUAGAUCACUGCAAAAGGAGACCGAGUGCUGCGGUUAGUAGCUGUCAAUUGUUCAACAGGGAAUGUCAGAGCGGUGAAGCACAGGAAGAACACAUCAAAAGAGGUACAAAACAGCUCGGUAAAUUGUUUGACCCAGGUAUCGAGCAAAACUUUGCAUUUACCAAGGAAAGAAAGCCAUGCCAUUUGAUUGCUGAUGAGGAAAUAUCAGAUUCUUGCGAGUUCAGGGAGUGGAAGAUCAAAACCAAAAGCUGGUUAAGAUUAUCAGCAAAUGUCAGCAACAAGUUUUUGCAAGCUUUUAGCAGCAGGAUAGGUCCAAAAUCAAUAAGAGGGAUCACAAGUUUCCUUCAACCAGAAAAAGUAGACAGAUUGGUCAAGGAUAAUCGAUCAGCCUCCCCGCUUAAAACCACUAGCCAUGUCUGA
Puccinia graminis f. sp. tritici CRL 75-36-700-3 is the source of this 846-nucleotide messenger RNA. RefSeq lists its product as uncharacterized. The record is from RefSeq and is a predicted model, not a curated record. NCBI's taxonomy places the organism in Eukaryota, Fungi, Basidiomycota, Pucciniomycetes, Pucciniales, Pucciniaceae. The transcript has 3 exons. The coding region runs from base 1 to 846 and encodes 281 amino acids.